AAAAAAAAAAAAAUUUUUGUUUUGGUUUUAUAUUAUAAAAGCAACGGAGAAUUUCUCAACUAAAAGUUGUUUUAUGCAAUAUAAUAAUGGCUAUGAAUAAAUACAUGCAUCCACGAAAUAUUUAUAAAAACCCUCCGGAUUUCGCUAAGCUGUCAAAAGAUUUCUCAGAAUUUUCCAACAUUUGUAAAAAGGAUGUAUCAGGAAAAGUAACAAUCGAUUUUAAAGAUCCACAUUCCUUAAGAGUAUUGACAAGGUGUCUACUGAAAUCUGAUUUCAAACUAGAUGUUAAAAUACCUGAAGACAGAUUAGUGCCCACAUUGCCCUUACGACUCAAUUAUCUGUUGUGGAUAGAGGAUCUAAUGAAGGCUAUCAAAAGGACUGAACAUGUGAAAGGCUUGGACAUAGGUACUGGAGCCUGUGCUAUUUAUCCACUUUUGGCAACGGCGAAGAAUAAAUGGAGCAUGUUAGGAACAGAAAAUGAUGAGGAAAGCCUUACUAAGGCUUUAGAGAACAUUCAAAGAAAUAAUUUGCAGGAUUUUAUUCAAUUAAAACUAAAUAAGACUUCAUCAAUAUUAGACUACCUAUUUACUCAAGAAAGUGGAUCAGAGUUUGACUUCAGUAUGUGCAACCCUCCUUUCUACAGCAACAUUCAAGAACUUCUGGAAUCUCGCAGUACGGCCAGGCCACCCCCUAAGAAUGGAUUUACUGGAUCCCCACAUGAGUUGAUAACAGAGGGAGGAGAAUUAGAAUUUUGUAGAAAAAUGAUACAAGAAAGCAAGAACCACAAAAAUAAAGUCAUAUUAUUCACUACAAUGAUAGGACAUAAAUUUACUUUAAAUGAAUUAUCUGAAGAUUUGAAAGCAGAUGGUAUUAAAUAUACUAGCACAGAAUUCUGCCAAGGCCGAGUGACAAGAUGGGGUUUAGCAUGGACAUAUCAAGACUAUGAUGUUUACAAAUUAGCUCCACCAAGGGAUAAGCCCCGGAAGAAGAUUGCUAACACAGUACAUCAGUUACCGGAAUUAUCAGAGAGUAUAAGUAAUGUUGAUCUUGCUUUCAAUAAACUUAAAUCCCUCUUGGUGGGCUUAAAAAUAUCAAAUAAAGUCCUUAAUAAAAAAGGAAAUUGUAUAUUUCUGCAGAUAACUGCUACUGAAAAUACAUGGAGUAAUCAAAGACGAAAAAGGAGAAUGCUUGAAAGAAAAGAAGCAAAUGACGCAAAAAAAAUAAAACAAGAGUUUUCACAAGAGGCAGAGACAUCUGUUCUGGAGAACAAUAAUUUAGAAAAAAAACCUACUGUGCCUGAAAGUGCUUGUUCAAGUAAUCUUGAUUCUUGUGAUGAUGUCAAACCACCACAAUUCCUAGAAAACCCUGGAGCAGACUUAGAAGAACAACAGUUAGUACAUGCAUUUUUAAAACUUUUCAUUAAAGACAGCCACAUAUUCCUUGAAACCGAAUUUCUUGAUGGUACCAGUGGGAAAGAAGGCUUACAUCAGAUAAUACAAUUCAUUAAAAACAACUGGAAAUAACUUGGUGUUUCUUUAUUUUAUUCCUGAUUUGUCUAUUGUAAAUAUUUUGGCAGGAUGGGCUAUUUUAAGAACAUAUUUUUUUCAUUUUAAGUUUUGAAUUACACUCCAUAGUUUUGGUGUAAGUUUGCAUCUCGGAACUAAAGAGUAAAGUAAGUAUCUCAGGGCGGCUACCGGGAAAAUCGAAAUUCGUUACGUUUUAGUGAGAGUAAAAGAGAAAGAUCCCCGCAAUUUGCGAAUUUCGGUUUUCGCGGUAGGCCCCCUGAACGCAUAAACCUCGGUGCAUGAAUUAUUCAACCCUUAGGCUGCAUUCGCACGAGCGCUUUGUCAGCGUUAAAAAGCGGCCAAGUGCGAGUCGGACUUGCCCAUGAAGGGUUCCGUACCAUUUAUGACGUAUUAAAGUUUCAGUUCUAACCAAUUUUCGGUAGAAGUUUGCAUGGUAAUGUACAUCAUAUUUUUUUUUUAGUUUUAUCAUUCUGUUAUUUUAGAAGUUACAGGGGGGGG
Molecule: messenger RNA, 2024 nt
Organism: Cydia pomonella (codling moth)
Lineage: Eukaryota; Metazoa; Arthropoda; Insecta; Lepidoptera; Tortricidae
Product: RNA N6-adenosine-methyltransferase METTL16
Exons: 7
Coding region: 87-1523 (478 amino acids)
Biological process (GO): rRNA base methylation
Cellular component (GO): nucleus
Molecular function (GO): 23S rRNA (adenine(1618)-N(6))-methyltransferase activity
Source: RefSeq, a predicted model, not a curated record